Molecule: messenger RNA, 1041 nt
Organism: Cyanistes caeruleus (blue tit)
Lineage: Eukaryota; Metazoa; Chordata; Aves; Passeriformes; Paridae
Source: RefSeq, a predicted model, not a curated record
UGCUCCCUAUUCCAGCAGGGAGUCAGACCUGUUCACCCUCUGGGUGACUCUGGGGUUGCUGGUGCUGGGAUGCCUCCAUCUCAUCCCUUCUGGGUUCCAACAGACUGCAUCCCCUGAGGUGUCCAUCUGUGUACAUUCUGGUUGGGUUCUUGAGUCACCAUGGAUAUAAUGAGGGAUGCAAAGCCAUGGAAGCUGCCCCCCGCGCUGGACAAGUACAAGAGCACGUAUCGGAAGGACUUCGGCUGGCACGGCGAUUAUCACUCACCCACCCAGGCACACGUACCGAAACCUUCAUUCCCUCCUGUUCCAGAAGUAUCCAAGUGCUACCUUCCAGAGUGCUACGCCUCUGACCUGACACCAGGACGGGUGGGGAAACUGGAGAUUCUUGCUGAGCCUAUGCACGACCUGUCUUGUUGCCCGUCCAUUCCUCCUCUGUCAGCUAGAACUGAAGAGGCGUUGGUGCCGAAGCAACUGCCGUCCACGGGCUUGGUCACCUACCAGCAAUUCGCCCAGGAUUUGUACCUGGAAGGGCUGCACAAUGCUGAUAAAUACAAAACCAAGAACACGAGCUCAUCUGUUUUAAUGAGAGACUACUCUGACCUCGACUGGAAAAGUACCUACAAGCAAGAUUUUGAGCACUGGAAAGGAGUCCGUGGUGCGCUCUACACAGAGGAGAUAAGGCCUUCUCCCGUUUUCCCUGAAGAUAACCGCUUCAAUGAGAGCCGCUGGGUUUCUGAGUAUGCAGACAGCUACAGCAUCUUCCUGAAGAGGCUGGACUGGUCAUCUCCCAUCUCUGCACAAUGGCUGCCCUUUGGGAAGGAUGCACGAUGGACACCGCGAUGGAGAGAGUCCAGUCACUGAGUGGUGCUAGGGUGGCUGUGCUCUUUGGCGCUCCAAGCUGUGUGAUAUUGUUCAUCAGAGACCCUGAAAGCCUUGGAAACCUCAUCUCUACCAAACCUACCACCAUGUCUAUCAGAUGUGAAAAGUUUGCCAAAGACCUCCUUAAGUACAAAUUAUGAUUAAAAUCUCCCAAGAACCUCA